Penicillium bovifimosum is the source of this 1953-nucleotide messenger RNA. Its product is annotated as pseudouridine synthase PUS2. The record is from RefSeq and is a predicted model, not a curated record. Gene Ontology annotation, cellular component: nucleus. The transcript is spliced from 3 exons. Gene Ontology annotation, biological process: tRNA pseudouridine synthesis; mRNA pseudouridine synthesis. NCBI's taxonomy places the organism in Eukaryota, Fungi, Ascomycota, Eurotiomycetes, Eurotiales, Aspergillaceae. Bases 1 to 1953 code for a protein of 650 amino acids. Gene Ontology annotation, molecular function: pseudouridine synthase activity; RNA binding.
AUGCGUACCUCCAUCAUUUCCCAGAGGAACCUAUCUGGGAUCCUGACUGCAACCAAAAGUUCACCUAUACUCUGCUUAUUGCCUCGGAACCCCCGGAACCCUGUCUAUAACCGUCACCUUUACCGGUCUUUCUGGCGCGGCUCGUUUGCACCUCGCGCAGAGCUAUCAGAGAUCCUUGAGCGGAUAACAUGGCCGACAACAAAGGAGCAGGAGGCGGAGGUGGUGGAAGGCGUAAGAACCGCGAUAUGGGGCGAUCGGAAUGGAGACAAGCGCAAGCGCAAUGAGGAAAAGGCUGAGAUCAAGCGCCGCAAGAUUGAGAAUGGCGAAGAGGUUAACCUGCCGAUCUACGCGACACAGUUCUCCAAGGAGGAGAUCGAUAGCGAAGAGCGUCGCCCUAAGAAGAAGGUCGCGCUUCUGAUGGGAUACUCCGGGACUGGAUACUCAGGAAUGCAGUUGAACGAGUCACAACGCACCAUCGAAGGCGAUCUGUUUACAGCUCUUGUAAACGUCGGCGCAAUCUCGAAAGCAAAUGCAUCGGAUCCGAAGAAGUCGUCAUUCGUCCGCUGUGCCCGCACCGAUAAGGGCGUUCACGCCGCCGGCAAUGUCGUGUCCCUCAAGAUGAUCGUUGAAGACGAGGAUAUCGUCGAAAAGAUCAAUGCCCAGCUCAGCCCCCAGAUUCGUGUCUGGGGCUACGAAGUGACCAGCAAAAGUUUCAGCUGCUACCAGAUGUGUGAUUCCCGUGUUUACGAAUAUUUGAUGCCGAGCCACUGUCUCCUGCCACCCCACCCGAGCACUUACCUUGGACGGAAGAUCGUCGAGCUUGCCGAGCAGGCAGGCGAGUUGGAUGAUGUCAAAGCCCGCCAGGAAGAGGUCACUGGCUACUGGCAAGACGUUGACGAGAAAUAUAUCAAGCCAAUCCUAAAUACCCUGCCGGAAGAUAUCCGCAGCAUCGUUGAGAAAUCCAUCUUCAUGGACGACUCACGCGAUGCCCUCCAGCCAUCAGAAGAGAACAAGGAGUCCUCAGAGGAUAAAACGGAAUCCGUGGCCCCAGCUGAGAAGAUUGUGUCAGAGGAGACCAGCGCACAGCCUACGACUGAAGACCCAGCAGCCGCAGAGAAAGAAACAGCCGCAGAAGACAAACCCUUCAUCAUGGACCCACGCCAAAAGACCAUCACCGACGCCGUCAAAGCCAUCAAAGCGGCCUAUCUGACCGCCAAACGCGCCUACCGCGCCCCAGCCACCCGCAUCGCGCGUCUCCAAGACUGUCUCUCACGUUACGAAGGCACGAAGAACUUCCACAACUACACAAUCCAAAAGACGCACAACGACCCCUCCGCCAAGCGACACAUCAAAUCCUUCAAAGUGAACACAACGCCCAUCAUAAUCGACGGCACAGAAUGGCUCAGUCUAAAAGUCCACGGCCAAAGCUUCAUGAUGCACCAAAUCCGCAAGAUGGUCGCCAUGGCCACGAUGGUUGUUCGGUCAGGCUGCCAUCCGGACCGGAUCAACGAUACGUAUGGUCCGGAGCGUAUUGCUAUUCCCAAGGCGCCGGGUCUGGGACUUUUGCUUGAGAGGCCUAUUUUUGAUUCUUAUAAUGCUAAGGCUGCUUCGUUGCUUGAGAGGUCGCCGAUCAAUUUUAAGAAGUUUGAGAAGGAGAUGGAUGAGUUUAAGCAGAGGGAGAUUUAUGAUCGGAUUUUUAGGGAGGAGGAGCAAAGUGCUGGCUUUGGUUCUUUCUUUAAUCAUAUCGAUCACUUCCCUGCUGAUCACUUCUUGUAUGUUACUUCUGGUGGUAUCGCGGCGGCUAAACUUGCUACUGCGCCUGCUGCUGCGGAUCCCAAGGCUGGGAACAGGGCGCGUGGUGCCCAGGCUGGACAGCAGGAUGCACUUGCUGCCGUGGAAGUUGGAUCGGAUGACGAGGCUAAUGUCCCAGCUGGUGGAGAAGAAGAAGGUUGA